AUUGCUGAAGAUUUCGAAAAUAUUUAAAUGUUUGCCAAUAAUAAAAGGUGCAGUUAUAUGGAUUUCAACAUUCUAGUAAAAACAAAUUCAACAAACGAAAGUUUGCUUUAAGGGUAAACCUGUUAAAAUUAAGAAUCAACAUUGUCUAUGAAAAUAUUUUUGCUAAUGGGAGAACUUAAGAGAUUGCAAUGAUUUUACUCAUAAAUGAAAACUGUCUAGAAAUUGAUUGCCAAGCUAACGAACAAAUCGAUGAAGCAUGCCGCUGCAAAUUUUUCCCACUGCCACAACAAACGGACUUCACAUUAUAGAUACGAAUACUUAAUCCAAACCGAGCUGACAUUUUGUCAGAAAAAGUUUGUGCGAAUUUGUAAUCGAGAAAUGCUUAAUAAUUUCCACUUUUUUCUGACUGCCUACAAAAUUCGAAAAACAUGCUAUUUAAAGUGUAGUAUCAAUGCAAUUUUAUAAACUGCAUUUUAAUCUAAUAUGUAAAUUAUUUUUUUAAUUUUCUUUCAGUGUGUAUGUGCAAUUUUAGCUAAUAAGUUUUAAUUGGUGUAAAUUAAAAAAAUAAAAAUAUAUGUAAAAUUUUAUAAAAAAAGUAGCACUUUCGUGAAACAAAGAAGAAAUAAGUGCAUAAAUGUCUGUUUAAAAUCAAACCCAUCCAAAUAAAGCAUUUAAACGCGUAUCGUCGACGAAAAUCGUACGCGCGUCAGUUUUGCGUCGGUUAGCGUAAUUUCGUUGAAUUCGCGUGCGUACCCUAACAUCGUGCAUUUUCGAUUUAAAUUCACUUACUUUUUUGAUUUGUACGCGUGUGCUUCCGCAAAUCGUCCUCUCACUAAUUCGGGAAUUGUGCUUGAAAAAUUCGCAAAAAUUGCGUAGCGGGUCUCGGGCGCGUGCGCAUAAUAUCACCUCGCGGACGUACCGCACGUGGCCGCAAUGCAUCCGCCUACGGGCAAGCGAUGCCGGCAAAUCAGCAACAGCAACACUAACAACAAUAAUAAUAACAUCGCUACAACCAGAGUAACAACAAGCACAAUGAUGAAACGUAGAAUUAACGCAACAGGCAUGGCGAUAAGCGCGAAAAACAACAACAGCAAGAACAACAAUACCACAUUAGCUGCAACAACACCAACGACGACGUUACCAACAAGGAAAACGUUUGGCAAACGUUGUCGUCAGCUAAGUGUGUUGGUGUGUUUUGUCGCCAUUAUCGCCUUAAAUAAUUUCGGUUGUCUGCUGACAUCGACAACGGCUGCCAUGCAACGUGAGAAUAUGCGCGUGCUGCCACUGCCCGAAGCCGGCCUCACAGAUGGCGGACGUAUCGGCUUCAGCGGCCACGACAGCAACAGCGGUUCCCUUGCAGCCUUCAAUGUGCCAUGUCCCACAGGAUAUUUUCGCUGCAACGACGGAAAAUGCAUAACAUCGCUGUGGGUGUGCAACUAUCAGAAAGAUUGCGAUGGUGGCGAAGAUGAACAACAGUCGUGUCCGCCACCUGAAUGUGAGGCGGGACAAAUCAGUUGCGGUCAAUAUGUCUUCAAUAAGACCUACUGCAUACCGCCGCAUUUUCGUUGUGAUAUGACGGACGAUUGCGAGGACAAGUCGGACGAAGCGCAGUGCACUUAUAGAAAAUGUCAGUCGAGCGAUGUAUUCUGCAAUGCGCCUGGUGGUUUGGCACCCUCGGACGGCAGUCGCUUGUCCGGUCCGUGCGUGCCGAAGGAGAAACGUUGCGAUGGUUAUCUGGACUGUCGCAAUGGACGCGACGAGGAGGGCUGCACCGGCAUCUCAUGUCGUUUGGAUCAGUUUCGUUGUGCCAAUGGGCAGAAGUGUAUCGACGCUUCGCUCAAGUGUAAUCACAAAGACGAUUGCGGUGACAAAUCUGAUGAACAGGGCUGCAAUUUUCCACCCUGCCAUCAUGGCCAAUUUCGUUGCACGAAUGCCUUGUGCAUUCCAUCCAACUUCUAUUGUGAUGGAUAUCACGAUUGUGCGGAUGAAAGUGAUGAGGCCAAUUGCACGGCAAUCGCAUGUCCUGAUAACAAGUUCCUUUGUCCGCGCGGCGGCCCGAAUGGCACACCCAAGUGCAUACUGAAAUCUCAACUUUGCGACGGUAAACGUGAUUGUGAGGAUGGCAGCGACGAGGAGACCGCCUGUUCUACCGGCUCUUGUCCUGCGCUCAGCUGUGAAUAUCGCUGUGGCCCAUCGCUUACUGGUGGCGCUUGCUAUUGCCCGAGUGGGCAGGCCAUUGCUGCUGACAACCGCACCUGCAUGGAUCUGGAUGAGUGCGCCGAAUGGGGUCACUGCGAUCAGCUGUGCACCAACACCGAUGGUUCGUAUACUUGCCAGUGCGCGCAGGGCUACAGUCUAAUCAACAAUUCGAAAUGUAUUGCGCCUGAUGCCAACAACCUGCAGCUAAUAUUUGCGCAUGAUCGCGCUGUUGUGCGCAUGUCUGCACAUGGCAGCGAUCCACGUGUGCUGGCUAAUGCCACUGCUGCUUCAGGUGUGGCUUACCACUAUCAACGUAACACACUGUAUUGGUCCGAUAUUAAGACUCGCAAGGUGCAAUCUAUACCAUUGGAUGUAUUUAACGGUGCUAUCUCGCCCUUGGAUCUUACGCUGCCCGGUACUUGGGCACCCGUCGCGCUGGCCGUCGAUUGGGUGGGCGACAAGAUCUAUGUGGCAGACUUGAUUGGACAGAAAAUUGACGUUUUCGAAUUGAGCGGCCAUUGGCAUGCGGUAGUGUUGGGCUCAAACCUCACCAGUCCCGCUGAUUUGGCGCUAGAUCCCACAUCGGGUCUGAUGUUUGUCGCCGACGGUGGUCAGGUGCUGCGCGCGCAUAUGGAUGGUACGCAUGCGCGUUCAAUUGUCUCCGAAGCGGCGUAUAAAGCAUCUGGCGUCACGGUAGAUAUCAUCGCGAAACGCGUUUACUGGUGCGACUCGUUGCUGGACUAUAUUGAGACUGUCAACUAUGAGGGUAAUCACCGCAUAAUGGUGUUGCGUGGCCAACAAGUGCCAAGCCCGUCACGACUGGCUCUGUUUGAAAAUCGUAUCUUCUGGACAGACGCCACAAAGCAAGGUAUCAUGUCGGUGGACAAGUACGCCGGUCCUACUUCGAUACAAGUAACCUACAAGGCGAAGGAUAUACGCGAACCGAAAGGCAUUGUCGCUGUACAUGCGCUGAGUCAACCGCGCGUUUCAAAUCCAUGCGGCAACAAUAAUGGUGGAUGCAACCACAUGUGCAUCGUGACGGCCGUCAAGGGUGCGCCCACUGGCUUGGGUUACCGUUGUGCCUGUCAUACAGGCUAUCAGCUGCAGACAGAUUUGAAGAACUGUAAAAUUGUGCGUGAGUUUCUUAUGUACUCACAGCAACGCUUUAUAAAAGGAAAAGUACUUGAACCAGUUAUUGAGGGCUUCAGCGAUGCCAUACUGCCUGUGGUCUCGAGACGUGCGCGCUUUGUUGGUCUUGAUUUUGAUUCGCGCGAUGAGUUUAUCUACUACUCGGAUGUGCUGCAGGAUGUGAUCUAUCGCGUGCACCGCAAUGGCACGGGACGCGAGAUUGUGCUUGCCUCACAGAACGAAGGUGUCGAAGGGCUGGCUGUUGACUGGGCGGCGAAGAAUUUGUACUACAUUGAUUCACGUAAAGGCACGUUGAAUGUGCUAUCCACGCGAAAUGUCACUUAUCGGCGUACACUCUUGAAGGAUCUUAAGCGUCCGCGCGCCAUUGUUGUGCAUCCCAAUCGCGGCUAUAUCUUCUUCUCAGAGUGGGACCGUCCUGCGAACAUAACGCGCGCGAACACAGAUGGCACAAACUUGCUUGUCUUCAAGAACGUAACACUCGGCUGGCCCAAUGGUCUGUCAAUCGAUUUCAAGGAAGAUCGCGUUUACUGGUGUGAUGCGCUAUUAGAUCACGUGCAGCACUCUAAUCUCGAUGGUACUGACAUCAAAACGGUCAACUCGCGUUUGGUACGUCAUCCAUUUUCUAUUGUGAUACACAACGAAUGGAUGUAUAUCACUGACUGGCGGUUGGAUGCCAUUAUACGUCUGCACAAGCUCACCGGCGAACAAGAGGAAAUGAUGGUACGUGAACCGCAAACGAACCGGCUUUAUGGCGUAAAAGUAUACAGUCACGAGGUGCAAACCAUCGCCGACAUUCACCCCUGUCAUUUAAACAAUGGCGGUUGUGAGAAGAUUUGUUUCGCUAUACCUAGAAAUGAUUCAGUAGAGCCAACACUGCAAACACGCUGCUCUUGCCCCUAUGGCGAGCGGCUAGCUGAGGACCAACGUUCAUGUAUGGCUGAUCCCAAUGCUGAGCCACCAGUGCAGCCAUGUCCGAACUCGUGGGACUUCACCUGCAAUAACCAGCGGUGCAUACCAAAAUCGUGGGUAUGCGAUGGCGAUGACGACUGCCUGGACAACAGUGAUGAGGAGCAGAAUUGCACAAAACCAACUUGCGGCUCCAACGAAUUUCAAUGCAAGUCCGGCCGUUGUAUACCACUCAACUUCCGCUGCGAUCAGGAGAAUGACUGCGGUGACAACUCAGACGAAUUCGAGUGCGGCAAUGUCACUUGCGGCACUGCUCAAUUUGCCUGCGACAAUGGCCGCUGCAUACCGAAUAUGUGGAAGUGUGACAGCGAAAACGAUUGCGGCGAUGGCUCUGAUGAGGGCGAUUUCUGUGCAGAGAAGACAUGCGCCUACUUCCAGUUUACCUGCCCGCGCACUGGCCACUGCAUACCACAGAGCUGGGUUUGCGAUGGCGAUGACGAUUGCUUCGACAAACAGGAUGAGAAAGACUGUCCGCCGAUUACAUGUUUGGCGAACCAAUUCAAGUGCGCCGAUCUGCGGCAAUGUGUCGAGGAGUCCUAUAAAUGUGAUGGUAUACCAGACUGUAAUGAUGGCAGUGACGAACUGGACUGUCCAUCCAUGGGACCGAAUCAAUGCAAUUUGGAAAAGCACUUCCGCUGUAAGUCUUCUGGUUUCUGCAUACCCAUUGCUUGGCAUUGCGAUGGCUCCAACGACUGUUCCGAUCAGUCUGACGAAGAGGAUUGUGGCCAGAUCACCUGCGCGCAGAACUUCUUUAAAUGUAACAACUCCAACUGUGUUUUCAAGGCAUACAUUUGCGAUGGCAAAGAUGAUUGCGGUGAUGGUUCUGAUGAAAGUUCGCUGCAUGCGUGCGUGCCACCAGCAUUUAAGUGCCCUUACGGUCAAUGGAAGUGUCCGGGUGUUAGUGAACGCUGUGUGAAUAUGACUUCGGUAUGUGAUGGUACGCCGGAUUGUCCGAAUGGCGCCGAUGAGGGCGAAGGCUGCGAUUUAGCAGAGUGUACACACCAGGGUGGACUUUGUUCGAACGGCUGUCAAAAGACCCCCUUGGGCGCCACCUGCGUUUGCCCACCAGGAUCGGACAUUGGCGAAGAUGGCUACACGUGCAUCGACAUGAACGAAUGCGAUCCACCUGGACUCUGUUCGCAGCAAUGUACCAACACAAAGGGUUCCUACUUCUGCUCAUGCACGGAUGGCUAUCUACUAGAACCGAACAAGCACUUCUGCAAGGCAGUUAAUCACUCUGCAGCUUUCCUAAUUAUUUCCAACCGCCAUUCCAUACUCGUUGCUGAUUUAAAAGAACAAGGCUUGGAACGCGUCCCAAUAAUUGUAGAAAAUGUGGUGGCGACAGCUUCAAAUAUGCACACAGGUACGAUUUUCUGGAGCGACAUGAAACUGAAGAAGAUUUCACGUUUGGAUCGUGGUCAGGAACCACAAGAAAUAAUAAAUACCGGUUUGGAUUUGGUUGAAGGUCUGGCCUACGAUUGGGUUGCAAAGAACCUCUAUUGGUUGGACAGCAAAUUGAAUACGAUUGAAGUAUCCGCUGAGAAUGGCUCAAAUCGCCUUGUGCUGGUGCGUGAGAAUAUCACACAACCACGUGGCAUGUGCCUCGACCCUAGCCCCGACGCUCGCUUCAUCUUCUGGACCGAUUGGGGUGAGAAUCCACGCAUCGAACGCAUCGGCAUGGAUGGUACAAUGCGCGAAACGAUCAUCAACACGAAAAUUUACUGGCCCAACGGUCUCACAUUGGACAUUGCUACAAAGCGUGUCUACUUCGCUGACUCCAAACUGGACUUCAUUGAUUUCUGCUAUUACAACGGCACUGGACGCCAACAAGUUUUAUCCAACAGUCACUACCUACUGCACCCGCAUUCGCUUUCACUCUUCGAGGACACACUUUACUGGACAGAUCGUCAGCUGAACCGUGUGCUGUCGGCUAACAAAUUCCGUGGAAAGAAUCAGACAGUGGUUUCGCAUCUGAUCAGUCAGCCGCUCUCCAUACACGUACACCAUCCCUCAUUGCAACCAUCGUACCCAAAUCCGUGCGAGAAAUCAAACUGUCAUCAUCUUUGUUUGCUGAGUCCCAGUGCCAAAGAGAACUAUUCAUGCAAAUGUAGACCGGGUUACCGUCUUAUGAGCGAAGGUCGUUGUGUGGAAGAGGAGAACCCCUUCUUGGUUGUGGUGAAGGGCACGCAGAUUGUCGAUAUACCAUUGAACGGUGGGGACGCACGCGCUGGUUCGCUUGCGCCAGUUAUUGGUAUUGAGAGUAGCACUGGUUUGGACUUUGAUCGCAAAGGUGAAACCCUUUACUGGGUACAAGGACGUGAGGAUGAUGAUGAGAACUGUACGAUAUACUCAACGCCAUACGGCGGAGGUAACAAAACGCUUUUCCUCGGCGCUGACACGGGCGUUGUUGGAUCUCCGUACACCAUCGCCUUUGACUGGUUGGGCCGUAAUCUCUACAUGGGCAACCGCAUUGCCAGCAAUAUUGAAGCGGUUCGUGUGGAUGGUAAAAUCAAGUAUCGUACCAUCAUACUCGCAAACGAUGGUAAUCAAACGUCAGUUUCGAAGCCAAAGCAAAUCGUACUGGAUCCCAACGACGGCAAACUAUUUUGGAUCGAUGAAGGUGGUUUUGGUGUGCCUGUGAAGAUUGGACGCGUGAAUAUGAAUGGCAACAAGCCGAUGGUACUGAAAUCGGAAAUCGAUCAUCCCGUGAGUAUUGCAUUGGACAUCGAGAAGAAAUUGGUGUACUAUAGCACGCAAUAUCCGGCAAGCAUUUGUGUUAUGGACUACCAUGGCGAGGAUCACCGUAUGCUGCUCUCGGAAGAGAACGCCAUUUCGCGACCCAGAAGCUUGGGCAUCCUAGAUUCCAGAUUAUACUACCUUGAUCCAGUCUAUGAGAAGAUUGUACGCAUCGAUUUGCCACGCGGCGAUAAUCCAAAGGUUAUAAUCGACAAUGAACCCGAUCUUAAGAGUAUGAUAAUCUUCAAGAAGCGCCCUAUGAUGCAGCAUCCAUGUCAAAUGAACAACGGCGGUUGCGAGCAUCUCUGCAUACCCGAUGAUGUUUCCUCACGCACCUGCGCCUGUGGUGUCGGCUACCGCAAGGAGAACGAUAUCAACUGUGUGGCCUAUAAGACAUUCGCUGUUGUUUCACAGUUGGACGUGACGCGCGGCUACAGCUUAACUGACAGCUCUGAAGCAAUGGUGCCAAUUAGUGGUCCCGGCCAUCAUAUUUUGCACGUUGAUGUGCUGUUCCGCGAACAGUGGAUUUAUUGGGCUGAAUAUAACCGUGGCACCUGGAACGGCAUUUUCCGCCGACGCCCGAAUGGCACGGAACUGCAGCACAUCGUUAAGGACGGUAUCGGCAGCAAUGGCAUACGUGGCCUCACUAUCGAUUGGGUCGCAGGCAAUAUGUACUUCACGAAUAUCUACCCACACGAAAACUAUGUAGAAGUCUGUUGGUUAGAUGGCAGCAACCGCAAGGUAUUGGUUAAGACCACAACGGAUGCACCACGCGAACUGGCUGUUAAUCCGAUCAAACGUCUGCUGUACUGGAUCGAUUAUGGACAGCACCCGCGCAUAGGCAAGGCAUACUUGGACGGUUCAAAUUGGAUACCGAUGGUAACAUCUGGCAUCUCUAAUCCACGCGAUUUAACAGUAGACAUGCUGACACACGAUGUCUACUGGGUCGACUCAAAACUGGACACCAUUCAAAAGAUUUCGUAUUCUGGUGGUAAUCGCAAGAUCAUCCGCCGCAAUUUACCCAAUCCAAUGGGUAUAGCCAUAUUUCUAAGCGACGUCUACUGGGUAGAUCGAAAUUUGAUGACCGUUUUUAAGGCCUCCAAGUUGUCGGGCAACGAAUCGACGCCCGUACGCGUGCGCACCAAUCUACAAAAACUACGCGACAUUGCCAUCUACAAUAUCAAUAAUCAGCCGCAGGAUGACGGUAAUCCUUGUGCGCGCCUAGGCAAUGGCGGCUGCGAUCAGCUCUGCUUCAGUUUCCCACCUGAACAAACAAAUCCUGCACGUCUCAAUUAUCUCUGCGACUGCGCUACCGGAAAGCUGGCUGCGGAUGAGCGCAAGUGCGAGGUAGUCAAUGAGUACCUUGUAUUCGCUACGCGCACUGAAAUACGCGCGGUCAACUUGGACCCACAUUCCACGCAAGUACCAUUCACACCAAUGAAUAAUCUGACCAACGUUGUCGGCCUUGACUUUGACUUUGCGGACAAUCACAUGCUGUUCACACAAAUCCGUCCAUGGGCAAAAAUUGCCUACACUAAGGCUGACAACCCGAAUAGCAACGAUGUCAAUGUGGUGUUGAGUAGAGGCAUUAAUCCUGAGGGUAUCGCUUAUGACUGGACGCAGAAGAAGAUUUACUGGACCGAUAGCUCGAAUAACUCUAUUUAUGCUAUGAACUUAGACGGCACUGAUUUGGUAAUGAUUGCCCGUGUGGAAAGACCUCGUGCCAUUGUGCUCGAUCCCUGCAACGGCACACUUUAUUUCACCGACUGGGGUCGUUUCGGCACAUCCGGUAAGAUUUUCCGCACCACAAUGGCAGGUUCAUUGAAGCGUGCUAUUGUUGACAAAGAACUCUCACAACCCAGCGGCCUAGCGGUCGAUUAUGAUGAGCGCAAACUAUAUUGGACAGAUGCCGUGCGUGAAAAGAUCGAACGUUCUGACUUGGAUGGCAAGAAUCGUGAGCUGCUGGUAGAUGCCACAAUAUAUCCCUUCGCUAUAACAGUUUUCCGCAACUACAUCUACUGGACCGAUUUGCAGCUACGUGGCGUAUAUCGCGCCGAAAAGCACACUGGCGCCAAUGUCGUGGAGAUGGUAAAGCGUUUGGAGGACUCACCACGUGACAUACGCGUCUACAGCGCUGACCGGCAAAAAUGUACUGUAAAUCCAUGUCUGAUCAAGAACGGUGGGUGCGCGCAAAGCUGUCAUCCGGCGCCGAACGGCAAGGCGGAAUGCAAGUGCGAUGACAACUCGAAGGUGGUCAAUGAGGGACGCAUGUGCGCGCCACGCAACAAUACAUGCGAGGCAAGCAAAUUCUAUUGCCAGAACGGCAAGUGUAUUUCACGUAUGUGGUCAUGCGAUGGCGACGACGACUGCGGCGAUAACUCAGACGAAGAUCCAAACUACUGCGCUUUCCAUUCAUGCUCGCCCACAGAGUUCCGUUGCAACAAUGGACGUUGCAUAUUCAAGUCAUGGAAAUGUGAUCAUGAAAAUGACUGCAAAGACGGCUCUGAUGAGAUCGAUUGCACUUAUCCACCGUGCGUGGAUGGCGAAUUCACAUGUGGCAAUGGACGUUGCAUACCCAUGGCACAAGUAUGCAAUGGCGUCAAUGACUGCAAAGAUAAUACAACUUCGGAUGAAACGCACGAGCGCUGUCCGCAGAACACGACAUGUCCACCGAACCAUCUCAAAUGUGAAAAGACCAACAUCUGCGUGGAACCCUACUGGCUGUGCGAUGGUGACAACGACUGCGGCGAUAACUCUGAUGAGGACCCACUACAUUGCGGACAACGCACAUGCCCAACGAACAGUUUCCGUUGCCCGAACCACCGCUGUAUACCGGCGACUUGGUAUUGCGAUGGUGACGAUGAUUGCGGCGAUGGUGCUGAUGAACCGCCAGAGUACUGCAAGUCAGAAGGACGCACCUGCUUCGGUGAUCUAUUCACAUGCGAUAAUGGCAACUGUAUACCUAGAAUUUAUAUUUGCGACGGUGAUAAUGAUUGUCUGGACAACAGUGAUGAGGAUAGCAGGCAUCAGUGCAACGACCGCAAAUGUGAUGAGGAGACGGAAUUCACUUGCUUGGAAAAUAAGGCUUGGGGUCGUGCACAAUGCAUACCGAAGAAAUGGAUAUGUGACGGGGAUCCGGACUGUGUGGAUGGCGCUGACGAAAACACAACAUUGCAUAACUGCGCCACUCAACAACCCUGCGGCGAAGACAUGUUCACUUGCGACAAUGGCCGGUGCAUCAAUAAGGGCUGGACUUGCGAUCAUGACAACGAUUGCGGUGACGGCUCUGAUGAGGGUAAGUUCUGCAGCUCUAAAUACAAAAGUUGCUCGGAUCAGGAGUUCACCUGUCAGAACUUCAAGUGCAUACGCAAUCAAUACCGUUGCGAUGGCGAGGAUGAUUGUGGUGAUCACUCCGAUGAAGUGGGCUGUAAGAAGGAUAACACAACAUGUCCGAAUGGUCAAUUUACCUGCACGAAUGGCCAAUGUAUUGACUAUCAUUUGGUGUGCAACAAAGUCCCCGACUGUGCCGAUGAGUCAGACGAGCCAGCGCAUUGUAAUGUAGACGAAUGUGCAAAGGUUGAGAUACAUCAGUGCGGACAUAAGUGCGUAGAUACGUUGACGAGCUACUACUGCGACUGCAAUCAAGGCUACAAACUCAUGCCCGACGGCAAGGCCUGCGCUGAUAUCGACGAGUGUCUUGAGCUCCCAGGCGCCUGCUCGCAACAUUGUUCCAAUACACCAGGCGGCUACUAUUGCAAGUGCGACGAACGCUAUUAUGAACGCCAAACGGACGAACACACUUGCAAGCGAAAGGACAACAUCAAACCUUGGCUGGUGUUCACGAACAAAUACUACGUGCGCAACAUGUCACUGGAUGGCAGCCAAUACAAUCUAAUGCACCAAGAUCUAAUGAAUGUAGUGGCGCUGGACUUUGACAUUCAAGAGCAGUAUAUGUACUUCUGUGAUGUCACCGCCAAAACUAUCUUCCGCGCCAAAUACGCCAACGACGAUGAGAAACCCGAACGUGAAGCCAUCAUACGCCACGACUCACAUGGCUUGGAAGGCAUCGCAGUCGAUUGGGUGGGCCGCAAACUCUAUUGGCUCGAUAGACACUCGAAGAAUUUGGAUGUUUCGGAGCUGGAUGGCACAAAACGCAAGACACUUCGCAGUGGCGUCAUCGAUCCACGUGCGCUGGUCGUUCAUCCAGGCAUUGGUUACUUGUAUUUCACGUCGUGGCAUCUGCAAGCCUACAUCGCCAAAAUGGGCAUGGAUGGCUCGAACUUUACGCGCAUUCUGACCUGGGACGAUGAUAUUGCCUGGCCAAAUGCUCUUACCAUUGACUACUUUACGGAUCGCAUUUAUUGGGCGGAUGCCCAUUUGGAUUAUAUAGCCUAUACCGAUUUGGAAGGUCGUCACCGCCAUAUAGUACUCUCUGGCGUUAAGGUGCCACACAUUUUUGCGCUAUCACUCUUCGACGACUAUCUCUACUGGACCGAUUGGAAUUUGAAGGGCAUAAUGCGCGCCAACAAAUUCACUGGUCAAAAUUAUACUGUACUCCGCAAUACUACCCACCGUCCAUACGACAUACAUAUCAACCAUCCGCUUAGACAACUACCCUACACGAACCCCUGUGGCAAAGAUAAUGGCGGGUGCUCACAUUUAUGCCUGAUCGCGCCACCGCCCGAAUCUACCUAUUUCAAUAUAGAAGGCUACAUCGAGGAAGGCGCGCCGAGCUACAAGUGCGCUUGUCCCAACCAAUUCUAUCUGGCGCGCGAUAGUAAGACCUGCAUAGCCAACUGCACCGCCGGCCAGCACCGUUGUGGUGGCAACGACGAAAAAUGCAUACCCUGGUUCUGGAAGUGUGAUGGUGAAAAGGAUUGCAAGGAUGGUUCCGAUGAGCCUUCAACUUGCCCGACGCGUCACUGCCGCGCUGGCACAUUCCAGUGCAAGAACACAAACUGCACACCUUCCGCGACCAUUUGUGAUGGCACCGAUGAUUGCGGCGAUGGCAGCGAUGAACAAAAUUGCGAUCUUCCCUGCCCCGAAUCCGACUUCAAAUGCAAAUCCAGCGGACGCUGUAUACUCGAUAGUUGGCGUUGUGAUGGCGAUGCCGACUGUAAGGAUGGCAGUGAUGAAGAUCCGGCUGUGUGUCAUAAGCGCGCCUGCGAUCCGGAAACGGAAUUCAGCUGCAAGAAUGGCCGCUGCAUACCGAAACUGUGGAUGUGCGACUUCGACAAUGAUUGCGGCGAUGAUUCCGACGAGCCAGCCUACAUGUGCCGCCAACGCAACUGCACCACUGGCUGGCAACGCUGCCCCGGUCAAUCGAACUACCGCUGCAUACCGAAGUGGCUCUUCUGUGAUGGCAAAGACGACUGUCGCGACAAUAGCGAUGAGUUGCCAGAGAAUUGCCCGAAAUGCUCAACGGAAACGGACUUCAAGUGCGCCAAUAAUCGCUGCAUACCAAAACAAUGGAUGUGCGACUUCUCGGACGAUUGCGGCGAUGGCAGCGAUGAGAGUGACGCCAUUUGCAAGGGUAAAUAUCGUGAGUGCUCAGAGUCGGAAUUCCACUGCGCUAAUGGCAAAUGCAUUUCGUCGCGUUGGCAGUGCGAUCAUGAGGACGAUUGUGGCGACAACUCUGAUGAGAUGAACUGUGAGGGCUAUCAGUGCAAGAACGGCACCUUCCAGUGCAUGUCUGGUCACUGCAUCGCUUCGUACUUCCGUUGCGAUGGUGAUCGCGAUUGUCGUGAUAUGUCUGAUGAAAUUGAUUGUCCACCACGCUUCCCUGGCGGUCGCUACUGCCCUGAGUCGCGCUUCCAGUGCAACAAUAACCUCUGCGUUUCGCCUUCUGAUCUGUGCGAUGGUACCGACGACUGUGGUGAUGGUUCGGAUGAGGAUGUUAAAGUGUGCACGGACUUUAAUUGUGAUACGUUGCGCCGCUUCCAAUGUGCCAAUCACCGCUGCGUGGCGCGCUAUCAGAUAUGUGAUGGUGUGGACAAUUGUGGUGAUGGUUCCGAUGAGAAUAAUAUGACGCUGUGUGCCAAUAAACAGAAACCAUGUGAUCUUUACACGCAAUAUCAAUGCGCUAAUAAGAAUUGUGUUGAGCGCGCCCAGGUUUGUGAUUACUCCGAUGAUUGCGGCGAUGCUUCGGAUGAGUUAGGUUGUCACCACACCAACACCUGCUCGGAACUGACACGCGGCGGUUGUGAGCAUCAUUGUCACAAUCUGACCGAUGGCGGCUACAUCUGCGCCUGUUAUCCGGGCUAUAUUAUCUCGGCGGAGAACAAGAAGCGCUGCUUGGACGUAAACGAAUGUAUAACGCGCCAACAUACCUGUUCGCAUAUGUGUCAAAACCUCAAUGGCACAUAUUCGUGCUCGUGUCGUGAAGGUUUCCGUUUGGUGGAUAGUCAAUCUGGCGUAUGCAGAGCUGAGAAGGAGGACAUUGUGCUAGUAUUCGCGAACGGACCAGAAAUACGUGGCUUGGAUUUGCAGAAGCGGGAGGAAUUCGAUGUGAUUGCAGCCGAGAAACGCAUCGAAGCUUUGGACUAUGAUGCGCAGCAACAAAUCGUUUUCUGGGCGGACAGCUAUGACAAGACAAUCAAGCGCUCGUACAUGGUGAAUGCCUUGGAUGGACAGGCGAAGAUUGGUUUUGCGCAAGACUUGAAUAUGAAAGGAGGUUCUAAACCGACAGCGGUUGCCAUAGAUUGGCUGGCAUCGAAUCUCUACUGGACUGAAGUGGAUCGCACUGGCUCAAAACCACGUGGUCGCGUUAUGGUUGCCAAAACGGAUGGACGCUACAGACGUUCGAUAGUAAAUGCCGGUCUCGAGGUACCCACAUCCAUUGUAGUGAAUCCACAACUGGGUCGGGCCUACUGGGCUGAUGCCGGUUCAGCGCCGAAGAUUGAAGUUUCUUGGAUGGACGGCUCGAAACGUCGCCCGCUCAUCACGGAGCAAAUACGUCACCCUACUGGCCUUACAAUUGACUAUUCGCAAGAUCAUAUCAUUUAUUGGGUGGAUACAAAAUUGAACACCAUCGAAUCGAUGCGUAACGAUGGCUCGCGCCGCAAGGUGAUAGUAAAGGGCGAUCAGCUGCGUCAUCCCAUCUCUUUGGAUAUCUUCGAAUCCACCAUGUACUGGGUAACGCGAGACUCCGGCGAAGUGAUACGUCAAGAUAAGUUCGGGCGUGGCGUGCAGGUAAUCAUUCAUCGUAACCUCGUCAAUCCGUCCGGUCUGAAGGUCUAUCAUGAGCAACGUUACAAUACUUCGCUACGCAAUCCAUGCUAUGAGUCCAGUUGCUCGCAUUUGUGUCUGCUGGUACCUGGCGGUCAUCGUUGCGCUUGUCCAGAUAAUUCCGGACCACUGCCAUCGCAUCGCAGCACUGCCGAAGUGAUUUGUGACGCUGCAGCGGAGCGACCACGUCCUGCGCCACGUAUUUGCCCAUGCCAGAAUGGCGGUCUAUGCAGCGAAGAUGAACGUGGCGAUUUAUACUGUGAAUGCCAGCCUGACUUCAAGGGCGAGCAUUGUGAUCGCAGUGUAGCCGGCGCAUUCGGUCACGGCGGUGCCAAUGUAACAGCAGUUGUGGUACCGAUAAUGGUGAUACUGCUGGUGUUGCUGACAGCGGGUGGCGCGUGGUAUGUCAUACGGAAGAAGCCAUUCGGUAAAUUGGCGCGUCUACCGACAUUAACAUCAUCACAAAGUGUUACGUUCCGCCAUGGCACAAACGUUGAGUUCAACGCACCUGGUUUUCCGGGUGGCGCUGCGGCGGAUCCAUCCAAUGAUGUACCUCCCAUUGAGGGCUAUAAUCUGCAGACCGUGAAUACGGCUAAAACGCGUGAUUUCUCGAAUCCAAUGUACGAUGCCGUACAGUCGGGCACCAACAAUGAUCCAAGCCUGAGCAAUGGAACAGGUAUUUACGAAGUGCCACAUGAUCCCUCCAAAUCGAAACCGAUUGGUCCGUUUACCGAACCCGUCUCGGCCAUAUUAGCGCCCAGCAGCAUAACACACAAAUCAUCACCGCAAUUGCAAUUGCGUACCAGAGAACUGGAUCCAUCAGCGGAUACCGGCAAGGAUACGCAGUAUCUUGUUGAAGAGGAUAAGUCUGAAUGCUGAUAUAAAAUUACAUAGAACGAAAUUCAUCACAAUUACCAGCAACAAAUGCAACAACAACACCACCACAAAUAUAAAAUCAACAACAACAACUACAACAAAUCAAAUGUAACGAGUACAUAUUCCAACUAUUGUAUACAAACGAAAAC
Rhagoletis pomonella (apple maggot) is the source of this 15302-nucleotide messenger RNA. RefSeq names its product low-density lipoprotein receptor-related protein 2 (gene mgl). Gene Ontology annotation, molecular function: protein binding; calcium ion binding. The record is from RefSeq and is a predicted model, not a curated record. Lineage: Eukaryota; Metazoa; Arthropoda; Insecta; Diptera; Tephritidae.